Rattus norvegicus (Norway rat) is the source of this 2763-nucleotide messenger RNA. It is a transcript of the gene Serinc1, whose product is annotated as serine incorporator 1. Bases 83 to 1444 code for a protein of 453 amino acids. The transcript has 10 exons. Gene Ontology annotation, cellular component: membrane; endoplasmic reticulum membrane. The record is from RefSeq and is marked validated. Lineage: Eukaryota; Metazoa; Chordata; Mammalia; Rodentia; Muridae.
AGACAGUAAAUAAGCCUCGAAAAAGCAAGGAAGAAGCUGUCUCCAUCUUGUCGGCUCGCGCUGGUCGGGCGACGCGGCGACGAUGGGGAGCGUUUUGGGGCUGUGCUCCGUGGCGAGCUGGAUUCCCUGUUUGUGUGGCAGCGCCCCGUGUUUGCUGUGCCGAUGCUGUCCUAGUGGGAACAACUCCACUGUGACUAGAUUGAUCUAUGCACUUUUCUUGCUUGUUGGAGUAUGCGUAGCUUGUGUAAUGUUAAUACCAGGAAUGGAAGAACAACUGAAUAAGAUUCCUGGGUUCUGUGAGAAUGAGAAAGGUGUUGUUCCUUGUAAUAUUCUGGUUGGCUACAAAGCUGUGUAUCGCCUGUGCUUUGGCCUGGCCAUGUUCUAUCUUCUCCUCUCUUUACUAAUGAUCAAAGUGAAAAGCAGCAGCGACCCUAGAGCCGCGGUCCACAACGGAUUCUGGUUCUUUAAAUUUGCUACAGCAGUUGCAAUUAUUAUUGGCGCAUUCUUCAUCCCAGAAGGCACUUUUACAACUGUGUGGUUUUAUGUGGGCAUGGCAGGCGCCUUUUGCUUCAUCCUUAUACAACUAGUCUUACUUAUUGACUUUGCCCAUUCUUGGAAUGAAUCCUGGGUUGAAAAAAUGGAAGAAGGGAACUCAAGAUGUUGGUAUGCAGCCCUGUUGUCAGCCACCGCUCUGAAUUACUUGCUGUCUCUGGUCGCCAUCAUCCUGUUCUUUGUAUACUAUACUCACCCAGCCAGCUGCUCAGAAAACAAGGCGUUCAUCAGUGUCAACAUGCUGCUCUGCAUCGGCGCGUCUGUAAUGUCCAUUCUGCCCAAGAUCCAGGAAUCACAACCAAGAUCUGGCUUGUUACAGUCUUCAGUAAUUACAAUCUACACAAUGUAUUUGACAUGGUCUGCUAUGACUAAUGAACCAGAAACAAACUGCAAUCCAAGUCUGCUGAGCAUCAUUGGCUUCAAUACCACAAGACCUGUCCCAAAGGACGGGCAGUCUGUUCAGUGGUGGCAUCCUCAAGGAAUUAUAGGACUCGUUCUCUUCCUGCUCUGUGUGUUUUAUUCGAGCAUCCGUACCUCCAACAACAGUCAGGUUAAUAAACUGACUCUAACAAGUGAUGAGUCAACAUUAAUAGAGGACGGGAAUGGCAGAAGUGACGGGUCACUAGACGAUGGUGAAGGCGUCCACCGAGCUGUAGAUAACGAAAGGGAUGGAGUCACUUACAGUUACUCCUUCUUUCACUUCAUGCUCUUCCUGGCUUCGCUUUACAUUAUGAUGACCCUUACCAACUGGUACAGGUAUGAGCCUUCUCGUGAGAUGAAGAGUCAAUGGACAGCAGUCUGGGUGAAAAUCUCUUCCAGUUGGAUUGGCAUUGUGCUGUAUGUUUGGACACUGGUGGCACCACUUGUUCUUACCAAUCGGGAUUUUGACUGAAUGGGGCGUCUGGCAUGAGUCCCACUUUGGUCAUUGUUUAUUUGACAGUAACAGUAUUCGCAAUUUUUGUACAGUUGUAUGUGCUGUUGUGUAACAGUUUUUUCUCUUGCAUGAAAUAGAUUUACUCUGCCAUUUUAUCCAUGUUCUUGCUAAGUGUACUGGUGAUAUAAAUUGCAAAGGGAGAAUUUUGAAUGUGGUGGCAAAUUAGCAAAGAUGGACGUUGAUAGGCAUAUCUCAUCUGCUCUGUACAUAUGGAAUUAAAAUUGUGUUAGAACUUAUGCUACUUUAGAAACAUUAAGUGUAUGGCUGCCUUUUGAAAUACUGGACGUGUUGUUGCCUUACAGAGGACUACAAAUACAAAGCAAAUGGCUGUUUUAAAAUUAUGUAAAUAAGUCACAAGCUAGUUGUCUGAAAACUCUUAAGUCCCUUUAAUUUUGAUAGAAUUUUUUUCUUACUAGGAGGUCCAGGAUGUUUUGUUUCGUGGAAAGCAGUAUAGGAAGUGGAGGUAAGCUGAGCAGUAGGCAAGAGCCUUCACAGAAAGUCACUGGUAAUGAGUUUUAAAGCAAGUACUGUAGAUUAUGAUUUUCUCUCUAAGAAAGUAUGGCCUUUACAAAAAAUGAAUGGUUUGCUCUUUGUGAACACACAAUUAUGGAUUUCAUAGAGAUAUUAACAGCUCUUCAUGUAGACACAAUUUUGAAAAGGAUAUUAUGUUAGAAAAAUUUCAAACUACGUCUCCCAAACAAAAUGGGAAACCUUAGAGGACAUAAAAUAUUAGGCUCGGGUUAGGUACUUUUAAGAUAAAGUCUAGUCCAGUUUAAAUGUCAACUAGUGCAAAAGCUAGUGACAAAGCUGGAUACCAAAAAUAGCCAACACUACAACAUAAACACUUUGUAUUCAAAGUAUACAAUUCACUUUAUAAAUUAUUAAUGGUAUAUAAUUUGUAUAAAAUAUAUUGCUGCUGUCCAGCAUGCUUUUUUUUAAAAUCCAAACACAAGGCCAGGAGGAUAGUUAAUUUGAAGAAUAGAUAACUUCCAUUACACUACACAUUUAACAAUGCUUAAAUGUUUGUUUACUGCCAUGCAAUUGAUAUUAUAAUUCUAUUGAAAAUCAGUAUGCCUCAAUUUAGAUAGAAAUGCUUAUUUAUGUUAGUAUCUAGUUUAAAAGCUUUUAAAGAUCUACAAGCUUCUUUAAAAAUAUUUAUUGUGCAAAUGGAAUAGAGCAAUUCAUCUUAAUUUUCCAACCUUAUCCCGUGUUAAUACUUUGUUUCACAAGUUUGAAUGGCUGUGUUCUAUCUCUUAAAUAAACGAAUUCAAAGAAAA